Messenger RNA from Mytilus californianus (California mussel), 1243 nucleotides. RefSeq lists its product as uncharacterized. Bases 41 to 1243 code for a protein of 400 amino acids. The transcript has 9 exons. NCBI's taxonomy places the organism in Eukaryota, Metazoa, Mollusca, Bivalvia, Mytilida, Mytilidae. The record is from RefSeq and is a predicted model, not a curated record.
AAAUGAGAAAGAGUUCAGUAAGACAAUACAUGAUGUUGCUAUGACCUCCUGCAGAGAAGCUCAACAUCAAGAAAAACUUCUAAGUCAUGGCAAAGUGGCAGCAAGUUUUGAUGGUGGUUGGCAGAAAAGAGGAUCUGGAUGGAAUUAUAACAGUAAUACUGGCCAUGCAACUAUGAUUGGAAAAGAAACUGGAAAAAUAAUGCUCUGGGAUCAAAGAAGCAGAUCAUGCAAGACCUGUGAAUACCAUCUUGCAAAUCAAACUCAGAUUCCAGACCACCUUUGUUCUAAAAACUGGUAUGGGUCAAGCAAGGCCAUGGAAUCAGAUAUGGCAGUAUCGAUGGCACACACUUUAAAAAAUGAAGGGUGUGAAAUAAAAGUGAUACAUGCUGACAAUGAUGCAGCUACCACUUCAAAAUUGAAAGUUGAUUUUGAAGAUCUUGAAAAGAGAGAUGAUCAGAAUCAUUUGAAAAAGGGCUUAUCAAAAAGUUUGCAUCAAAUGUCUGUAAAGUACAAGGAACUUAAACAGGAUGAUACCAGAGAAUAUAUACUAAGAUGUUUCAUGUAUGCAAUUACGGGAGGAACAACUGAAGAUGAUAUAAAAGUAUCUCUAGACAGAAUUGUACCACAUAUAUUUGGCAAUCAUGACAGUUGCAGAGAGGUCACAUGGUGUAAAUAUAAGGAGAAUCCAACAAAUUUUAAGUAUAGGAGCCUUCCAGGUGGUAAUCCACUAACAAAUGAAUCCCUGAAAGAAGAACUAUUGGUAUUGGUAUCAAAAUAUACAUCUCGGUCUGAUGCUAUAGCAGAAUUAGGAUCAACACAGGCAAAUGAAAGCUUCAAUCAGAUGGCAUCUUCAAAAGCACCAAAGUCAAGACAUUAUGGAGGAUCAUGUUCCCUUAAAAACAGACUAUCUGCUGCAGUUCUUCAAAAAAAUGAAGGCUACAGCUACUUGCCUAAGGUUAAUGAGGCUUCAAAUCUCUCUCCUGGUGAUUUUACCACAUCUUUGACAUCAAAAAUGGAUGCAAAAAGAAAGAAAAGAAAGCAGGCAUCGAAUAAAAAAGAAAUUAAGAAAAGGAGGAUUUCCUUAAAGAAAAAAAAGAAUUUAAAUGAAAGGAAAAGCACUAUUAAAGAGGGACCCACUUAUGAGACACAAUUUGAACUAAACAUGGAUAACACAGAAAAUGUUCCUCAGAUUCCUCAGCAAAUUAUGAUAUCUGGUUCAGAAAGCAAAGUGAGUAUGUCAUAA